CGACAGGACUUCACCAUGCCAUCGUUCUCCAGGAACCUCGACGCGUGCCUUGCCGUCGGUGAGGGUGGCGCGCAGGGGCUCCUCGACGGCUUCCCCGUCGCGCGGGCGGUCCGUGACACCCUCGCCGCGCUGGCUGGCACCUUGGAGUCCACGCUGCAGCGCUGGACCACGGGCUUCGAGACGGCGAUGUCCGACGUCGACGCCUGGCAGCCAGCCUGGAAGCCUGUGGCCGCCCAGCUGCUCAGCUCGCCGCCCCACCCCAUGGCGAAACAGUUGGUGGCCAACAAGCAGUUGAAGAGCUUGGCCGAGAUGUGCGGCGACGUCGACAGGCGCCUCGCGAUGAUCCGCAAGCACCCUGGCGUCUUCCCCGCGGAGUUCACCUCGAAGCUGGAGACGGUGAACCGCGCGGGGAUGGUGACGAUCUCCCUCGCCUACGUCAUUUUCUCCAUGAAAUGGGCGUUCCCCUUGCUGAAGGGGCCGAAGAAACUCAAGGCUCCCGACGGCGACGUCGACGACGUUGAGGCGGCGGCCGAGAAGCUCAGGGCGGAGCUCCAGCAGAAAGGAGUGUGGGCGGAGCUGCCGGCGUGCGUCGCCGCAUCCCUGGACGCUGGAGGGCAGGUCCUCGAGGUGGCCCCUGACGAGGCGGCCCCGGCCGCCUUUGGCUGCGCUCCCGCGGCGUCGUCCUCCGCCAGCGGCUCCAAGGGGCCCGCGUAGGGGCUCCAGGGAGCGUCGCUGUGCGAUGGCAGUCUCGCC
Prorocentrum cordatum is the source of this 753-nucleotide messenger RNA. NCBI's taxonomy places the organism in Eukaryota, Dinophyceae, Prorocentrales, Prorocentraceae. The record is from the annotation of a GenBank genome assembly.